AUGUCGCUCGCAUUAGGAAAGCGCAAGCGCGCAAUCACCUCCAAGUCAACACUUCCGUCCAAGAAAGCCACACUCGUGAAAGCAGCGCCACCUCCUGCUCCGGCGCCAGAACCAGAAUCGGAUACCGAAGAUAGAGAAGCGCUGAAUGACGCAUUCCGGCGCGCUUUCGAAAAACAAUUCAAGGCGAUAGAAGAAGACAAACCAGUAGAAGUCGAAGUCGAAGAGGAGGACAAAGACGAAGACGAAGAUGAAGCUUGGGAUGGCCUCUCAGAAGAGGAAGACGAUGAUGAAGACGAGGUUGAAGUGGUCGAGCACAACAUGUCCAACUUUUCGCGCGAACGAGCAGACAAAGCUGCGUUGAAAGCAUUCAUGGUACAUUUUCAUACCUGCAAGUGCUCUGGAGACCUAGAAGCUGACNCAUACGCUAAUUCCCUCUCCACCGACCCCUCUGGCAAGAACCGCCAUAAAGCCACUGAUCUCCGUCUCCUCGAACUCGGUUCCAAGACUUCCAUCUUUGCGCAAAAGGACAUGCCCAAGCAUCAUCGUAUAGGAAUCCAGAAGAAGAAAGAGAACAAGGAGUUUGAGAGGAGGAGAGAGGCUAAGGAGAACGGUAUUAUCCUUGAAAGGGUCAGGAAGGAAGGGACAGAUGGCAAGGGAGGUGGCUUCGGAGGUGGUGACAAGAGGGAAAGAGGCAUUGGAAACCCGAGUGUGGGUAGGUUCAGCGGUGGUACCUUGAAGCUGAGUAAGAGGGAUGUAGAGGGCAUCACUGGACCAAAGAGCAGCGGAAGAGGAGGAAGAGGCGAUCAGAAUCCUGGCCACCGACCUUCUGCUACCCGUGCUCUACUGGCACCAUACGAAGUAGCAACAGCAUUCGCGGCCGAUCUACAGAGAUUUACACCAGAAGCCCUGGCGCUUGAUCGUCAAAUCGACAAAGGAGCCAUAACGAAGCAACUCGAGACAUCCAACUAUCUCAGCUCUUUGCGAAGGGCAAAUUACCAGUUCACACGCAACAACAUUCAAUAUCGGCGCGCAAGUAUUGCAGGUCAAAGCGAGACUCAGAGAGCCAGCAAACGCUCUGAAUAUCAUGCAGAAGCCAUUCAUGCUGCUCAGGAAGACUUGGAA
Messenger RNA from Aureobasidium musti, 1122 nucleotides. NCBI's taxonomy places the organism in Eukaryota, Fungi, Ascomycota, Dothideomycetes, Dothideales, Saccotheciaceae. The record is from the annotation of a GenBank genome assembly.